Molecule: messenger RNA, 1490 nt
Organism: Epinephelus moara (kelp grouper)
Lineage: Eukaryota; Metazoa; Chordata; Actinopteri; Perciformes; Serranidae
Exons: 6
Coding region: 131-1423 (430 amino acids)
Source: RefSeq, a predicted model, not a curated record
GUCUCACAGCCUCUCUCUCACACACACACAGCUCCGCGGCUCGGCUCCACCUCGCUCGGCGGGUGUGUGAAGAAGAUCCAGCCCGUUAUUUCAAGGUUAUCUCCUGCAGGAACCUCACUUUUCGGAUCCUAUGGGAAUUCUGAUAACCGCAGUUUUGCUCUGGGCUGCCGUCGGAGUGGGAAGCCGGCCAGUAACCUCACCCCUAAAUGAUGCAAAGGUUGAAUGUAUUAUUCAGGAGACGCUGAAUGAAGAUGGGUCUCCUCAUGAAUGUGGCCCUCAGCUAGCAGAGGAACUUGAUGAAGUCCAAAGACAUCAGGGUUUACUCAGGGAGCUGCAGAGGCUGGCUGGUGAUGAGAGAGACAUGGAGCAAGACGACGAGAAGGAGCAAUAUGAGUACAACCUGGCUGAUGAUGAGAGCGACUUCGAGCAGGGGGAUGAGGAGACGAAGGAGGAGAGAGACGUGACCAGCGUUCCAAAAGAGACAGAGGAAAAGAAACAAGAGAAGACAGAGGAAGACGACACCAAGAAGAUAAUGGAGGAGCCACGGAUCGAAGACAGAGGGAGGGACAACGAAGAGGAGCGAGCCAAAGAGCUUGAGGAGCUGUUAGCUGAAGAGAUCACCAAGAAAGGGAAGGAGGAGAAGAAUGAUGAGGAGCUCAAAGAACUGCUAAAGGAGCUGAAGAAGAAACGGUACGAGGCAGUGAAAGAGAGGGAGGUCCAGAAAGGCUCUGGAACAGAGCAGAAGAAAGAGGUGGAGGAGAAGAAGACAAAGGAGGACAAAGAGAAGAAGGGAGACACAGUGGAGGAUUUGGAGAAGCAGAGGAUCGAGGAGAGGAGGAAGAAUGAAGUGGAGCUGAUGGUGGAGAAGGAGAAGGUGGAGAAGGAGCUAAAGGAGCUGCUCAAAGAGCAGGACAGCAAGAGCAAGGCGGAGCAGGAGAGAAAGAGGAAGGAGAAGCAGGAGGAGCUGGACGAACUCGUCAGGAAGAUGAAACGGGUGCAGGAGGAGGAGGAACAGGAGACGCAAGGCAAGACGAAAGAGGACAGCGUGGAUGAGAAGAAAGCAGAGGACAAGCGUGAGAAGAAGGAGGGGGAUGACAACAAGGAGCCAGAUGAGAAAACAGAGAAUGAAGUCAAGAAGAAGGAGGAGGCGACAGACGUGAAGGAGCCGCAGCAGAAGAGAGUGAUGGAGAAAGCCAGCGAUGAGGCCACGCAGCAGUUUGAGAGGGAGAGGUACAAGGAUGCGGAGGAGGAGGAUGAGGACGAGGAAGAUGAGGAUGAGUACGUUAGAGAGGAUGAGGAGGGGCAGGAGGAGGAAGACGAUGAGGAGGGUGACGCAGAAGAAGAUGAAGGGGAGGAGCUGCUGGAGAUUGAAGCAGAGCUGCGCAAAGUGGCUGCAGAGCUGAGGGAGCUUCGCAGAGGAUAAGACACACAGACAUGGACACACACGCACACACACACACACACAGCGGACUGACAAAACCCUUUGUUGC